AUGUUGACUAAAGAUAUUGAAAUAGCUUUUCUCCGUCGUAACACGGUAGGUAGCAUGACUUUAAGUGGAGAAUCCACAACACGGUCAAUCACCAACACUAUUAAAACAGCAAGAUAUUUACUGGUUAGAAUCAAGAACUUGCCAGACUCUCAGACGAAUAACAAUAAUGUCUUCAGAGUGGCAAUGAACCAAAAUCAAGAUCCUAUAAUCCAUAAAGUUCAUGUAAGAUUAAACAACGAAAAUUAUCCUACCCAACCUUUAACAAUUACUCCAACCACAAAGGAUUAUAAUGAAUUGUAUAGAAACUAUAAAAAUAUGUGUGAAUUAUUUGGAAAUCCACCUCAGUUGGAAUAUGUAGAUUUUGCACUUAAUCAUCCAAUCUUCUGUUUUGAUCUAUCAGCUCACCAAGAAGAUCUUUUCAACACAGGAGUCAACAUAAAUAUUCAUAUUGAAAAAACACAAGGAGAUGUAACCGGGUACUGUUUAUUAAUGGAAGAAGCAAAACAUUUAAUUAAAAUAUCAGAUAGAAGAAUGAUAAGAAUUGACAACUAUCGAGAUAUAUCUGCCGCAGUCAAAGCUGCCAACGCAAAGAAAGCAGCUGAUGCUAAAACCGCUGAAGAACGUAAACAUAAUUUAGCAAUGGAAAAGGAGCACGAGAUAUCUGCAGUGAAAAAUAUCCCUGCUGUAUUUGGUGUAGACCAUGUAGAUUGGACUGCUAUUGAAAAAGAAGAAAGACGUCGUAAAGACUCUGCGAAACUGGAUGUUCAUGGCUAUGUGAAUGCUGUACAGUCAAGUUUAGGCAUGACACAAUCAGAUGUGAAGAACUCACCGAAACAAAAGAAAUCAAGUUUAAUAGAAAUAAUGGAGACAGACGCUGCAGCCAAGCCAACAAUAAAUGACACAAGACAUAUUAUUUUACUUGGUAAGAGUGGAAUUGGUAAAAGUUCUCUUGGUAAUUAUUUGCUGGGAGCCAAGAAGUUCAAGACAAAUAUAAUGGAAGAGAGAAGAACCAAGGAAUGCCAUAUCGAGCUAACAGACCACAUGGUAGUAAUGGAUACUCCUGGAUUUUUCUCAACGCUCCGGUCAGAUGUGGACGUCGCUAAAGAAAUUAUGAACACUAUAAAAGUAAAUAGAUUGUUGACAAAUGUCUAUAUUUUGGUUCUGAGUGCUGACGAAAGAUUUUCAGGUGAUGAAAAGGAGUCAUUAGAGUUUAUAAAGAAACUGUUUGGAGAAAAUGUUAUUAAUCAUAUGAUUAUAGUUUUCACUGGAAAAGAUUCCUUAGAAGAUGAGGAAUUUCAGUUUCCAAGAUGUCUACCACAGCUUCCUUAUUUUAUACUCGAUUGCAAAGAUAGAAAACAAGAAGUGGUGGAGGAGAUUCGGACAAAAAUCUGCAGUGAGAAAUAUAAUAAUAUCCCUGCUGUAUUUGAUGUAGACCAUGUAGAUUGGACUGCUAUUGAGGAAGAAGAAAGACGUCGUAAAGACUCUGCGAAACUGGAUGUUCAUGGCUAUGUUAAUGCUGUACAAUCAAGUUUAGGCAUGACACAAUCAGAUGUGAAGAGUACGCCGAAACAAAAGAAAUCAUUUUUCAAAAGGUUAUUUUAA
Messenger RNA from Lottia gigantea (owl limpet), 1602 nucleotides. RefSeq lists its product as hypothetical. Lineage: Eukaryota; Metazoa; Mollusca; Gastropoda; Lottiidae. Gene Ontology annotation, molecular function: GTP binding. The transcript has 4 exons. Bases 1 to 1602 code for a protein of 533 amino acids. The record is from RefSeq and is a predicted model, not a curated record.